UUAAUCGAAGUGAUCGAAGUUAACUAUCGUUAUCUAUUUCAUAUGACUUAGGAAAUGAUAGGUAGGAAAGUUCCAUGCAGUAAAGAUUGGUAUGCAGCAAAAUUCUGUAAACACCAGAUUUGAUUAAUAAAAAUUAUGACAUGAAGUAAUUUCGUGCAGGUUUCAGUGAGCAUAUCUGCUAACAAUCAAUGAGGUUACCUAUUACAGGAAAAGGUAGGCCUGAUUGAUUCGAUUGAAGUCGAGGGGUUCGCUAUUAGAAGGACACUAAAGUUAUACAAUGAAAAUAUUAUGUCAGAAAAAGAGCAACACCGGGUUCACUUUGGAGAAGAUGCUGAUUGUUUCGGUAAAGAUAAUGAAAUUGUUAUACAGAAACAAGAUGAUUGCCAGUUAACAGCGCACCUUGGAUUUUUGCAACUGGGGCACCGAUAUGAAAUACAUUUGACUUUACCGAGGUCUCAGUGCGAAAUGUAUGGCACAGCUGAAUUGAAGGAGUCAUUGACUGAAAAAGUUCCCAAUGUAAACUGCAGAUUGCUUGCAGUAUCAUCUGACAAAAAAGACAUUAUAUUAAAGUUGGAACUGUUUGCAUAUAAGGAGAAAUUAUUGAAGGAAGAACUUCGUUUAGAACGUUCUGAUACUAAAGCUUUGUUGAUGCUUGUGGUACUGGCUAGAGUCUUAGGCAGAGGAAAGGGAACCCCUUUGCUUAGAAAUGGGAUCAAAUCCAUUGGAGUUGAACUGGAUGAUGAGUCGGAAGCAUCAGAUUGGCAAGGAUUUGAUUGACUUCGUAGAACUGGAAAUAUAAUAAAGUGGUUUAAAAUUGAAUACACAUGGACCUUAUUUUGUACAGUUCAAUGAAUUGAAAUUGUGGAGUCAAGACACUGUUCAGCUUUGACAUUUUAUGCUGAUGAAUAUUAUGUUGCCCUUGGUGCUCAUCUUUAAUGUGAAUGAAACCUAAUGUUGGAAAGUUAGUUUAAAUUAUAUGUACAUUCAAGCAGCAUAAUAUUCCAGCCAUUGUGACUAGAUUUUUUAUUACAAAUGAUAAAACAAUUCCGCCCAGUGUGA
Molecule: messenger RNA, 1059 nt
Organism: Cryptotermes secundus
Lineage: Eukaryota; Metazoa; Arthropoda; Insecta; Blattodea; Kalotermitidae
Product: UPF0687 protein C20orf27 homolog
Exons: 3
Coding region: 289-777 (162 amino acids)
Source: RefSeq, a predicted model, not a curated record